Homo sapiens (human) is the source of this 1486-nucleotide messenger RNA. RefSeq names its product transcobalamin 1 (gene TCN1). NCBI's taxonomy places the organism in Eukaryota, Metazoa, Chordata, Mammalia, Primates, Hominidae. Bases 18 to 1319 code for a protein of 433 amino acids. The record is from RefSeq and is marked reviewed. Gene Ontology annotation, biological process: cobalamin transport. Gene Ontology annotation, cellular component: extracellular region. The transcript is spliced from 9 exons. Gene Ontology annotation, molecular function: cobalamin binding.
GGUACACUGUUGGAGAGAUGAGACAGUCACACCAGCUGCCCCUAGUGGGGCUCUUACUGUUUUCUUUUAUUCCAAGCCAACUAUGCGAGAUUUGUGAGGUAAGUGAAGAAAACUACAUCCGCCUAAAACCUCUGUUGAAUACAAUGAUCCAGUCAAACUAUAACAGGGGAACCAGCGCUGUCAAUGUUGUGUUGUCCCUCAAACUUGUUGGAAUCCAGAUCCAAACCCUGAUGCAAAAGAUGAUCCAACAAAUCAAAUACAAUGUGAAAAGCAGAUUGUCAGAUGUAAGCUCGGGAGAGCUUGCCUUGAUUAUACUGGCUUUGGGAGUAUGUCGUAACGCUGAGGAAAACUUAAUAUAUGAUUACCACCUGAUCGACAAGCUAGAAAAUAAAUUCCAAGCAGAAAUUGAAAAUAUGGAAGCACACAAUGGCACUCCCCUGACUAACUACUACCAGCUCAGCCUGGACGUUUUGGCCUUGUGUCUGUUCAAUGGGAACUACUCAACCGCCGAAGUUGUCAACCACUUCACUCCUGAAAAUAAAAACUAUUAUUUUGGUAGCCAGUUCUCAGUAGAUACUGGUGCAAUGGCUGUCCUGGCUCUGACCUGUGUGAAGAAGAGUCUAAUAAAUGGGCAGAUCAAAGCAGAUGAAGGCAGUUUAAAGAACAUCAGUAUUUAUACAAAGUCACUGGUAGAAAAGAUUCUGUCUGAGAAAAAAGAAAAUGGUCUCAUUGGAAACACAUUUAGCACAGGAGAAGCCAUGCAGGCCCUCUUUGUAUCAUCAGACUAUUAUAAUGAAAAUGACUGGAAUUGCCAACAAACUCUGAAUACAGUGCUCACGGAAAUUUCUCAAGGAGCAUUCAGCAAUCCAAACGCUGCAGCCCAGGUCUUACCUGCCCUGAUGGGAAAGACCUUCUUGGAUAUUAACAAAGACUCUUCUUGCGUCUCUGCUUCAGGUAACUUCAACAUCUCCGCUGAUGAGCCUAUAACUGUGACACCUCCUGACUCACAAUCAUAUAUCUCCGUCAAUUACUCUGUGAGAAUCAAUGAAACAUAUUUCACCAAUGUCACUGUGCUAAAUGGUUCUGUCUUCCUCAGUGUGAUGGAGAAAGCCCAGAAAAUGAAUGAUACUAUAUUUGGUUUCACAAUGGAGGAGCGCUCAUGGGGGCCCUAUAUCACCUGUAUUCAGGGCCUAUGUGCCAACAAUAAUGACAGAACCUACUGGGAACUUCUGAGUGGAGGCGAACCACUGAGCCAAGGAGCUGGUAGUUACGUUGUCCGCAAUGGAGAAAACUUGGAGGUUCGCUGGAGCAAAUACUAAUAAGCCCAAACUUUCCUCAGCUGCAUAAAAUCCAUUUGCAGUGGAGUUCCAUGUUUAUUGUCCUUAUGCCUUCUUCUUCAUUUAUCCCAGUACGAGCAGGAGAGUUAAUAACCUCCCCUUCUCUCUCUACAUGUUCAAUAAAAGUUGUUGAAAGAUUAACAACUAUA